UCGCGUGAAAUAAACUUGUUGCUUGCUUUUGUUGAAUGUUUACCAUCGAAAAAUUGUAUAAAUCGCCAUGGCUACCAUGGAAGCGGCCUACGAGGAUGUCUACGACUUUUUCAUAAAAGAAGAGAAGGACGUCGAGAAGUUGGUUGCCGAUAAAAAUGGGUGCAAUACAGAAAUAAGGAAUAUUGACUUCUCCGUGCCCACUCCAAAGUGCGGUGAAGUACUUGUUGCAUGCACGGGAAAUUUCACUUUCGUGUGCAGUCUAUGCUCGAAAUGCUUCCCAGAACUGGAGAAGUUUGGCGUUCAUAUUCGUGAGGAACAUAUGAAACUCAAGACAGAAGAUGAGAAGCUGGAGUUGGCGGAGGAUCGGCAGGACCCGCUGUACACAUUUGUGACUGAUGCGAAACGUGUGUCGCAAGCAUCUGAGGACAGUGAUGACAACGCCGGAGACAACACAAACGAUCCCUCGGUGAAGGAGGAAUCUGAGGACGAAAUCCAGUUAUCUGCCUUAAAACAAAGCUUGAAACAGGAACUACCUUCCAAAACGGAAACUCCCGAAAGUGCCUCGCCAAGCGAAGACGGAAAAAAGCAUGUCUGUGAUAUCUGCGGCCGUGGUUACAUGCACAGGAGAUCGUACCAAGCGCACAUCAAAAAAGCCCACGUUCCAGGCAUGAAACCACUCAAGCCGCUCAAACUCCUAGCGGAUAUUCCUGCCCUGAAUUUCCCUAUUGACGAAACUACUUGCAAAUAUUGCGAUAAACAAUUCGAGGACACCGAGACACUCCAAGCGCACCUGAGUACUCAUACAGGACGGAAGCGUUUUGUGUGCCGAUACUGCCACAAGACAUUUUCAUGCCGGACAACUCGCCUGCAGCACCUGUCCACGCAUACAGGUGAACGCCACUACAAGUGUCCUCAUUGUCCGAAGACCUUCUCGGGCAAAUCGAAUCUCACAAGCCACAUUCGAGCGCAUCUAAAAAUCAAAAACUAUUCCUGUGACUAUUGUGAUAAACGUUUUGUCCAGAGCAGCGAAAAAAAAGUCCAUGAGCUCACCCAUACCGGGGAGAAGCCACAUCAAUGCGAGGAAUGCGGUCAACGGUAUCCUACUUCGAAUAAACUGAAUGAGCACUUGAGGCGGCAUAAAAAUAUCAAGAAUUACAAAUGUGAGAUUUGUGGCAAGGCUUUCUACGGUUUGAAUUUGCUGAAGAAUCACAUGCCCACGCAUACGGGCGAGAAGCCCUUCACUUGCAAUAUUUGUGGACAGAGCUUCCCUAGGAAGAAGUCCUUGAAAACUCAUAAACAACUUCACUCGGGGGAGAAGAAGUAUGUAUGCAAUAAAUGCGGAAAGGCUUUUGCACAAUUUGCUGGCCUCUAUUCGCAUAUGAAGUCUCAUGGAGAGAAGCCCAGAUGAUAUUCAUUGUUUAAGAUAAAAGUUGUGUUGUAACGACACAUUACUCCGAAUCUAUUUUUAAUAAAUAUUUUUUACUAUAUUGA
Molecule: messenger RNA, 1491 nt
Organism: Hermetia illucens (black soldier fly)
Lineage: Eukaryota; Metazoa; Arthropoda; Insecta; Diptera; Stratiomyidae
Product: zinc finger protein OZF-like
Exons: 2
Coding region: 68-1408 (446 amino acids)
Biological process (GO): regulation of transcription by RNA polymerase II
Cellular component (GO): nucleus
Molecular function (GO): RNA polymerase II cis-regulatory region sequence-specific DNA binding; DNA-binding transcription factor activity, RNA polymerase II-specific
Source: RefSeq, a predicted model, not a curated record